Nematocida ausubeli is the source of this 3207-nucleotide messenger RNA. RefSeq lists its product as uncharacterized. Lineage: Eukaryota; Fungi; Microsporidia. Bases 1 to 3207 code for a protein of 1068 amino acids. The record is from RefSeq and is a predicted model, not a curated record. The transcript has a single exon.
AUGGCAGAUUCACAGCCCACGUGGAAAGACAGAGUUGAGAAAUACCGCAAGUUAGAAGACCAGUGGAAAAGAAGCCCGCAAGGACAGAUAAACAUGAUAGUGGAGAUAGUCAAAGAAACAUCUAUACCUGCACUUGAGGCAGGUCUAUCAGCCAUUAUACCGCUGGCCAAGGCAAACACCAUGCAGGAGUACACGAGAGAUGUAUUAGCAGCACUAUUUAAGAAUUCAUCCUCAACAAAGCCGACCACAAAGAAGGCAAUAAAAGAGAUUAUGGAGGCACAGGCUGCGCAUAACCCGGCGCAGGUGGUGCUGGCUGCAUCUGGGUGCAUAAAGGACAAGAACCCGAAGAUAAUAACAGAGACUCUGAAGAUAUUAGUGGGACAUGCACCGCUGCUGGAAGGACACCUGAUGGGACAGAUGCUACCGCAGGCAGGAUUUCUCUUUGGGCACGGCACAGGGUCUGUGCGGGAGGAGGCAACAAAGCUCUUCCAGAUACUUGCAGUGCAGGACCCAGAGCAAGUGUCACAGGCAGUUAGUGCACUGCGCCCUAUACAGAUAAAAGAGAUCUUCCAGCCACCACAGGAGAAGGAGCAGAAGAGCCCAGUGCAGGAGCCAGUCGUGCAGGAAGCCACAGUAGAGGUGCAGAAGACAAUUGCACCAGAGAUGCACCAGACACCAAGUGCUAUAAGUGCCUCAUAUCCGUGCAGCAGCUCAGAAGAGAAUAGUAUGCGCACAAGAGUUGAGCCUGCUGAGAAGAAGGCAGCACCAAAGAAGAAGGAAUGCCCGGUGCAGCAGAGUAGCAAGCCCAAAGAGUACAAGAUUGUGGCCCUUAGCAGCAAUUUCUAUGAAAGGUUCCAGUCUGCACAGUGGAAGGAGCGGCUGGUUAUGGAAGAGCUUGAUGAGAAGCUGGCAGACACAGGUAAACUAAGCAGAAAUGACACGUAUGACGUGAUAGAUGCGAUUCUGAAGCGAGUGGGAGAGAGUAAUAAUAAGGUCUUUAUUGCUGCAAUGUCUGUGGCUGAAAAAAUAACCGCACGCGAGAAGAUACAAGAGUCACUUUCUGUGCAGAUUGUCAAAGUUGUUGGGAAAAGGCUGAAGGACAAGAAGGAGCAGGUGCAGCAGUCUGUGACAAGUCUUAUUGUUUCUCUUCUGGGAGUGUACAAAGUGUCUGUGCUGCAGGAGCUCUCAGUAAUGGCAGUGUCUGACAAGACAGUGCGGCACGGAGCCCUCAAGACAUUUGAUGCAUCGAUUGAGCUGGUGAGUGAAAAGGAGAUGGAAGACUCAAAGGCAUUUAAGGCACUGAUUGAGUGCACGAAAGACCAGAGUGCAGACAUAAGAAGCCUUGCAUGCACCUGCAUAUCAAAGGUAUUUAUUAAAAGAGACGAGAUUCCUGCACUCAGCGAGAUAGAGCAGUACGGAAUAGAGAGGCACCUUGCAGCAAAAAUAAAGGCGCAGGCUGAGGAGCUCUUCAAGGAAAAGGAUGCAGAAAUCACAGCAAUUAUUGAAUCCCUCUGCGAAGAUAUUCGAAACACUUUGAUCAAGCCAGAGCCUGUCACACCCAUGCGGCCAUCGCACGUCUUGAGCAGUCAGCAGGAGAACAUGGUACUGAGCCCAAUUAUAACGCAGUCUUUGAAAAAAGACAAGCCCGUUAUUCCAAUUCAGGACACAAAUCCAGAUAACGUGUUUAUUGAUCAAACUGCACAGAUAUGCUCAGGUAAGCAGAGUAAUACAAAUGCUUCAACAAGAACGGCAGGGGAGAGUGAAAUUCUGCACUUUAUUCAGACAGGAAGAAUUAGUGACUCUGUGCUGCAGGUGCUUAUUGAUGGACUGGGGACAGGCCCUGCAGUGAAUGGGCGUAUUCUUUCUAUACUUUCAUCGAUAAACAUGAGUGAAGAAAUGGCUGUUUUGAUUAAGGACAGGCUGGAGCGAGUGGAGGUCUCUGACUCACACGCAGUUCUGAUGAUGGAAGGCCUAAGAAGCAAGGCAGCAAAGGUGAUAGGAGAGAAAAGUGCAUUUGAAGAGAAGUGCCUUCUUUCUGCUCUCUGCGAUGCUCUGAUGAAAGGAGAGGGCGUGCCACAGGAGCAUAUCAUGAAUGUUCUGGGAAUGAUUGAGAGUAGGUCUGGAAUGAUUAAGGAUGAAGAGGCAUUUGUUAUUAUAAAGGUGGCAGGGGAAAACGAGUACUGGGACGUACUCUCUGGAUUGGAUAAAGUCUUCCCGGUGUCCAAGAUAUUUGCAAGUCUUAUCUCACUGGCUGAGACGCAGCCAGUAUUCAUAAACAGCAUCUACUUCCUCCUGCAGAAGACGCCAUUUAUUUCUAACACAUGGAUUGAAGGUGCUUUGAAUAACCACAGAUUUAUUUCUUUGCUCGAAAGAGCAGAAACUCCAGCAGCUGCGCAUGUAAUUGCCCUUCUGAAGAAAGAGAACAUCAUUACAGCGUACUCGCCGCAUGCAAAGAAGGUGAGAAGGUCUGAGGAGGCUGCCACUGAUAUAAAUCUGCUUCUUAAUGACAUAAUAGACCAAAACAGCCAGCAGUCACAGGAGUCUCUGAAGAAGCUGCAGAAGGUUGCAAUUGAAAAUAUGAGUGUUCUUCUAAGAAGUGCAUCUACAGUGGUGAAUGUUCUUCUUCUUCAGCUGAAUGACUCGCUCUCCUCAGGAAGCACAUGCUUGAACGUAUACACGAUUAUAAACAUAAUCAAGAGAAUAUGCGAAAGUGAUCUGUUCCUGGCCACGCUCGAUGCAGGUACGCUGCUCAGCCUGGUAUCCGACUAUAUUGUGAUCAUAACAGGGCAGAUGCCCAGGGGCUCUGCAUCGCCAGAGGGCAUCAAAAAGGAGUGCAGUGAAAGUCUUCUUAAGAUGUGUGUGAAUGCGCCCUUUCUGAACAUGUUCAAAAUAUACAUAAAUCUUCUGUCAAAUAGGUACAAAGAGGAGAAAGUGCGCGAGAUCCUUGUGAAGCUGCUGUGGAAGCACUCCAAGCUUUCUUCUUCUGUGGUCUCUGAUAAGACUGUGGUUAUGGGCAUUAUUAACCGGCUGAAUGCAUUCUACGCAGAGUUCAGAGGUGACAUCAAAAGUGACCAGCUGAUCUCAAAGGUGCUCCAGCUCCAUCUCAUUGAAAUACUAAAGCACUAUGGAGAUGAGUUCUUGAAAGUGUUUAAAGUAACUGGUCCUGUGCUGCACCAGGUACAUGCACUUGGAGGGCUUAAGCUAUAA